Perkinsus marinus ATCC 50983 is the source of this 1062-nucleotide messenger RNA. Its product is annotated as Crossover junction endonuclease MUS81, putative. The transcript has 6 exons. The record is from RefSeq and is a predicted model, not a curated record. Gene Ontology annotation, biological process: resolution of meiotic recombination intermediates; mitotic intra-S DNA damage checkpoint signaling; double-strand break repair via break-induced replication. Gene Ontology annotation, cellular component: nucleus; Holliday junction resolvase complex. Bases 1 to 1062 code for a protein of 353 amino acids. Gene Ontology annotation, molecular function: DNA binding; crossover junction DNA endonuclease activity; 3'-flap endonuclease activity. NCBI's taxonomy places the organism in Eukaryota, Perkinsozoa, Perkinsida, Perkinsidae.
AUGACGCUAUCAUGCCAUCCCGAGAACCAAGCAUUCAUGCUGCGCUUCCAGGAUAUGCGUGACACUGCUAGGAGUCGAGGGCAAACGAAUCUGGUCCGAUCAUAUGGGAAGAUCAUCAGAGCUAUAACGAAAUACCCGAUGCCCAUCACCAGUGGUUGGCAGGCUGAGCAGCUCGACGGUGUCGGCAGUACCUUCGCGCAGGUUUUCGCCCAAUUGAUCACCGAAAGGGAAGCGUCUACGUCUCCGAGGAGGUCAUCGUUGACGUGGCGGGAUACGGUGAAGAGCCGUGCAGAGAAGUUCCAACGGAAUGCACCAACUGCUACAUUCGCAGUUCACGAAGACAUCGAAAUGCCGGCUAUCACUUCGAAGCUUCGCCAAAAGGAGUACCGUCCUGCGAAUGGUAGCAUUCAAUGGUGUAUCUUACUCGCUCUGCAGCUGUGUCACGACAGACUACCAAUAGAGUCCCGGGAGGGGCUCACUCGGAAGCAACUUAGUGGCUGCUCUAAGGAGAAGGAAUACACCCUCACACAGACUGGCGAGCUUCUCGGCCAACGGAUAUUAGCAUCUGUUGAGUUCCCUCUAGCAGCGCUGAGCUCCAUACGGUGCAGCGCAACAGGGAGUGAAUCCACCCAGACCAGGAAGCGGCGACGACUUUCCUACACGGGAGCCCCCGUGCCUGAGAGCGAUCUUGCCCAAUAUCGUUACCCCGGCAGCCAACAACUCUCCACCAUUCCGGAGCCGCUACCCCUCGCUCGUGCAAUGCCAGGCUCGUGGGAGGCGGUUUUCCUCGUUGAUGUCCGCGAGAGUGCUCUGCUUAAAGAGCUGUUAGCCCUCGGGAUACGGGCUGAGGCUCGGAGCCUUCCUAUAACCGAUUUCUUAUGGGUGAGGGAGAGCAAAAACCAAUGCUAUGAGCGUUCGCCGACUCAGCUUAUGCGGCGAUCGAGUGAUGGCAAGGAGCUUCUUCUCGGAGUCGGCGGCGAACGCAAGACGUGGCAAGAUCUGAGUGCUUCAAUUAUUGACGGGCGUUAUGAUGAACAGAAAUACCGCCUGGCAUCAAAGUAA